AGCGAGCAGGGACAGAUGAGACACAGCACACAGCUUCUGUCUUCAGCUUCUGUCUUCAGCUUCAAGCAGACUGUCGGGUUUAAUCUGCUGCGUUGGUUUCAUCUCCUAUCAUCAGUCCAAGAUGGUUUCCCUGGGGUUCGCCUGCGUUUGUUUGAUGGUCUUUGGCACCGCCCUUUCUUUUCCUGCGACUAAAGGAGGGAAUGCUGGUUGGGGUUCAGGUGCUAGCAGCAGCCUUGGUGCAGGAUCUGCUACCUACAGCGCUCCUGCAGUCUCUCACGGUGGAUAUGGUGCUGCUGCUGGAGGCUCAUAUGGUGGAUAUGAUGCUGCUGCUGCUGGAGGCUCAUAUGGUGGAUAUGAUGCUGCUGCUGCUGGAGGCUCAUAUGGUGGAUAUGCCGGUGGUGCUGCUGCUGGAGGCUCCACAAUCCUCUACAGCGGCGCUCCCAGCUUCAGCUUUGAGGGUGCUGACUCUUUUGGAAGCGAGUGGUCUGCCCUGCCCACCGUAGGAUUCGAGUCCUUCAACCCAAACGGCUGGAUGCCAUCUCGUUCCCUCCCUGACUUCAGCGUCUGGGGCUCUCAGGAGGAAGCGGCGGCUGCAGCAGCGGGUGUCGGCUCCAAGGGCGUUAAAGGUGUGCAGCAGGCGGAGGAAGAGGUGGAGACCUUCUCCGUGCCGGCUUCAUCCUACAUCGUCCAGACCAGGAACGGCUACCAGCGCGCCAGAGAAGUCUCCUCCCACAUGAACUACUCCCCAGAGGCCCCCGAACCAGAAGUGGUCUACUACGAGGUGGUGCAGAAAGCGGUGCCUCAGGCUGAACCAGUGAAGGGUGGCAAAGGAGGAAAAUACUGAGGUGUGACGAGCAGAGCCUCAGCAUCCCUACGACCAUAUGGAUCUGUGUGUUCAAUAAACUAACAUGAAUCGA
Notolabrus celidotus (New Zealand spotty) is the source of this 917-nucleotide messenger RNA. RefSeq names its product prisilkin-39-like. The coding region runs from base 122 to 844 and encodes 240 amino acids. The record is from RefSeq and is a predicted model, not a curated record. The transcript is spliced from 4 exons. NCBI's taxonomy places the organism in Eukaryota, Metazoa, Chordata, Actinopteri, Labriformes, Labridae.